GUGAUCACUUUGAACUUUCCUUGGUGAUGUUUUCUAGUUAACCAAAUACACUCUAAAAUGCCAUCGAAAGCCAAUUUUCUGGAUCCAGACGAUUUUCCAUCACAUCCACCUGAAACCAUAAAAUUCCAUCUUACGCUAGGCGUCUGUUUCGUGUUUUUGUUGGUUGUAUUAGCCAUUGUAUACAAUUUCUUUACUUCAAUCAAGAACGACCCGGCGCUUUAUACACAGGUAUACCCUGGAAGUGACAAGGAAAAGUACUAGCAAGUGAUCAUUUAUUCCUCUGGUCACAUAAAAGUUGAUCCUUGUAAAGUUACAAAAUGAGCGGACUUGUGUAUCCAAUGGAAAAGCUCUGUCUUCCAGGACAAGGAGAAUUUCCUUACCCAGAACCAACACAGGAGGUUAAACGGGAUCCUGCAGUUUCUGAAGCAAAGGAACAAAAGUUGAGACGAAUUCUUGAAAAGAGUGAAGCAAUGUUCAGAGCGGAACCACCAAACCCAUACGCUCCGAUUAAUUCAGCAAAGGUUCCAUCGAUUUUUCCACAGGAACCUCUCUCUCACUAUGCCACCCCUACACAAUUUUCAAGAAUGUCAGAGGGAACGUUAUUUUUCAUUUUUUACUUUCUUCCGGGAACAAUCCAGCAACAAUUUGCUGCGCAGGAGCUCCGGAAGCUCUCUUGGAGGUUUCACACCAAGUUGUUGCUCUGGUUCAGACGUUACGGAGAGCCGUUCAAGGUCACAGAGACAUUUGAGCAGGGGAGUUUCUACUGCUUUGAGAUAGAAGAAUGGAAAAAGGUCGUUAGACCCGACUUUACCUUUUAUUACUCAUUUUUGGAGGAAUGAUCUUUCUCCACGAACUUGGAUCCCUAG
Theileria equi strain WA is the source of this 866-nucleotide messenger RNA. RefSeq lists its product as hypothetical. Bases 318 to 839 code for a protein of 173 amino acids. The record is from RefSeq and is a predicted model, not a curated record. NCBI's taxonomy places the organism in Eukaryota, Apicomplexa, Aconoidasida, Piroplasmida, Theileriidae. The transcript is spliced from 7 exons. Gene Ontology annotation, cellular component: P-body; CCR4-NOT core complex. Gene Ontology annotation, biological process: regulation of DNA-templated transcription; nuclear-transcribed mRNA poly(A) tail shortening.